Leptopilina heterotoma is the source of this 1314-nucleotide messenger RNA. Its product is annotated as RNA pseudouridylate synthase domain-containing protein 1-like. The record is from RefSeq and is a predicted model, not a curated record. The transcript has 4 exons. Lineage: Eukaryota; Metazoa; Arthropoda; Insecta; Hymenoptera; Figitidae. Gene Ontology annotation, molecular function: RNA binding; pseudouridine synthase activity. Gene Ontology annotation, biological process: pseudouridine synthesis. Bases 318 to 1256 code for a protein of 312 amino acids.
AAUAACCUUUUUCAAAUAAUUAUAUUAAAAUUUCGACAUUUUAUUUAUAAAUUAAUAAUUGCAGUAGUAAAUAAGAUUUUUUCUUUUACUUCUUCUUCAAUAUUCUUAUUUAUAUUAUAAUUCACAAAGUUCACUAAUCACAAGUGUCAAUUGUCAAAAAUGACAAUAUAUUAUAAUGUGUGAUGAUACACGUGUUUACUCCCCAUUUUUGUUAUGUUUACAAACAAAAAUGCACUCAUGGAAUUAUUAUUUCAAUUACAAAUUUUUGUUUUAAUUUGAGAAAAAUGAUAUUUUUUCUGUAAAAAAAAUACGAAAAUAUGGGAUUUUUAUUUAAUAUUUGGCCUUACACAAAAUUUCUUAUUCUUUUUUUCUUUGCGUUUAUUAAUUUUCUAUUCUUUUCCUUCUACUCUGUGACUAAUUAUCUAUUUGAUAAAAUAUACUUUCUAAGAUGUAUUUUAAAGAAAAAAACUGUGGAAAAUCGAGUUGAAGUUUUGCAUUGCAGUAAAUAUUUUUUGGUUGUUAAUAAACCAUACGAUAUGGUGAUAAAUAGUAACGAUCCCAAAGUCACGUGCACUCUUCAAUUAAAAUUGGGAAAAAUGUUUCCAAAUUUAGUGAAUCCAAGUCUUCGGCACGAAUUUUAUUUUGUGCACAGAUUAGAUUAUGCGACGAGUGGUGUUAUUUGUAUUGCUCUCAAUAAACAAUCGGCGCAAGCUGCUUCAAAUGCUUUUGAGAAAAGAAAAGUGAAAAAAUAUUAUUUGGCACUUGUUCAUGGUCAUAUUCACAAAUCACAUAUGAUCAUUUCAAAGCCGAUAGGUCACGAUGUGAGGGAAAUGAGCGAAAGUCGAAAAAUGUGCACCAGUGACAGUAAUUUUUGUCUAAAGCCAAGAGACUCGUCAACUGGAAUUUUAGUGCUUGAACUUGGAUUUUUUAACAAUAAACCAGCAACCAAGGUUUUAUUGUAUCCAAAAACGGGACGUAGACAUCAACUACGAGUUCAUUGUCUUUGUAUUGGACACACGAUAAUUGGAGAUUAUACUUAUAGUGGAAAACAGGACACCGAGCCUCACAGAACUUUUUUACACGCCUUAAGAAUAAUCCUUUUCACUGACGUCGAGAAUUUAGAUGUAAAAACGACAGAUCCCUUUGACACUUCCAUUUCUCAGAAUAAAUGGAAACCGUCAAAAAUUGUUCGAACUUUAGACGAAAGUACAUUUACUGAUAUUAGUGAAUUAGUGCAAUCAGACUUAAUUAAUUAAAAAAAUAUAUAUAUUAAGACGUAUCUAUGUACAUUUUUAAAGAAAAAGAAUAAUUUAA